Messenger RNA from Ananas comosus (pineapple), 1168 nucleotides. Its product is annotated as probable pectinesterase 67. Gene Ontology annotation, molecular function: pectinesterase activity. Lineage: Eukaryota; Viridiplantae; Streptophyta; Magnoliopsida; Poales; Bromeliaceae. The record is from RefSeq and is a predicted model, not a curated record. Gene Ontology annotation, biological process: cell wall modification. The coding region runs from base 68 to 1099 and encodes 343 amino acids. The transcript is spliced from 5 exons.
UCUCUCUCCCCCAAAAGUGAUUAAUUGUUAAUUAAUCAAUUAUUAACCUCUAUCAUCUAAAACAAUCAUGUCCCAAUCUCCUCUCUCCACUCUCUUCGUCGCAAUUCUCCUCCUCUCCAUCUCUUCUUCUAUUUUCGCCGACGCUCUCGUUGAUGGCAAGAGGAAGGACAUCGUCGACGCUCCGCUCCUCACGUCGAAGAUCGGCGCCAAUCGCACCGUACUCGUCGGCCCGGCCGAAGAGUAUAGAACGGUUCAAGCCGCUAUCGACGCGGUCCCGGAGGGGAACUCGGAUUGGAUUAUAGUCCACCUUAGGGCCGGGGUUUACAGAGAGAAGGUAAUUAUACCAGAGAACAAGCCAUUCAUAUACUUGAGGGGCAAUGGCAAGGGCAGGACGGCGAUAGUGUGGGACGACAGCUCUACCAACAACACAGAGUCCGCGACUUUCACCGUCCGGGCCGACAACUUCGUCGCCUUCGGCAUUAGCUUCAAGAACGACGCUCCGAUCGGCGUUCCGAGUACCCCUUUCAACCAGUCGGUGGCUGCGAUGGUCUCCGGCGAUAAGGCGGCUUUCUACCAUUGCGCAUUUUAUAGCCCUCACAACACUCUCUUCGAUCACAAGGGCCGGCAUUACUACGAGAGCUGCUACAUUCAAGGCAACAUCGAUUUCAUCUUCGGCCGCGGCCAAUCGAUCUUUCAGAGUUGUGAGAUAUUUGUUCUCCCGGACCGGAGAACGAAGAUCCUCGGAUCCAUCACGGCUCACAACAGGCGAUCUGCGGACGACGACAGCGGGUUCGUGUUCUUGAAAGGAAAGGUGUAUGGCGUUGGCGACGUCUUCUUGGGUCGAGCAAAUGAAGCUUACUCGCGGGUCGUCUUUGCCGGGACCUACCUCUCCAAGACCAUCACUCCAGCUGGUUGGACCAACUGGAGCUACGCCGGCAAAACAGACAACCUAUUGAUCGGAGAAUUUGCAUGCCAAGGACCGGGCGCAGACCCGGCGCACCGGGUUCGGUGGUCGCGGCAACUCAGUGAGCAAGAUGUGGCUCCGUUUUUGAGCAUAGAUUUUAUUAAUGGCAAGGAAUGGUUGCCCGUGUACUAUUAGCAAACAAUUAGAUAUAUUUAACCCUUGGUGUUGUAUCAUACGAAUAAGAUUAACAGAUACCUUUUUUUA